UUCCCCGGGCUGAGCGCCCGAGCUUUGUGCCGGCUCUUCUAUAUAUAAACCAGGCAGGAAUGUGCCCUGCAGGGCAGCUGUGGGCUGGAGGGAGGAGAACCAGUGCGGGCUCAGCCAUGGCGAUCCACAUCGAUCCGGCCGAGGAGCCUCGGAUCUACCAGCAGACGCUUCUCCAGGACGGGCUUCGAGACCUACUGGACAACCACAAGUUCGUGGACUGCGUGCUGAAGGUGAAGGACCAGGAGUUCCCCUGCCACCGGCUGGUUCUGGCCGCCUGCAGCCCUUACUUCCGAGCCAUGUUCCUCUCCAGUCUGGAGGAGAGCAAGAUGCGGGAGAUCACGCUGGAGGCGGUGGAGCCGGAGACGGUGGGGCUGCUGCUGCGCUACCUCUACACCUCGGAGGUGCAGCUGAACGAGAGCAACGUGCAGGACAUCUUCGCCGCCGCCAACAUGUUCCAGAUCCCCUCCAUCUUCACCCUCUGCAUCUCCUACCUGCAGAAGCGGCUCAGCCUCAGCAACUGCCUGGCCAUCUUCCGACUCGGCCUGAUGCUGGACUGUCCCCGGCUGGCCGUGGCCGCCCGCGACUUCGCCUGUCAGCACUUCGGCCUGGUCAGCAAGGACGACGACUUCCUGCGCCUGAGCGCCGAGGAGCUGGCCGCCAUCGUCUCCAACGACUCCGUCAACGUGGAGAAGGAGGAGGCGGUCUUCCAGGCGGUGAUGAGCUGGGCCGAAAAGGAGGAGAGCCACCUCGAGGCCCUGCCCAUGGUCUUCGACUGCCUCCGCCUCCCCCUCAUACCCCGGGACUACCUGGAGAAGCAGGUGGAGGGGCACCGGCUGGUCAAGUCUAGGCCCGAGCUCCUGGCCAAGAUCCAGCGGGUGAAGGACGCCCUGGACGACAAAAGGCCGAAGGAGGCCCCGAAGAAGAAAGGGGGCAAGGCCAAGGGCGAGAAGGAGGAGAAGGAAGAGGCGGCUCUGGGUGUCCUGAACGAUAACCUGCGCUUUGGCAUGUUCAUGAGGGACCUGAUCUUCAUGAUCAACGAGGAGGCCACCGUGGCCUACGACCCCGCCACCAACGAGUGCUACUUCGCCUCGGUCUCCGGCAAGGUCCCCAAGAACCACGUCAGCCUGGUCACCGCCCAGAACCAGGUCUUCGUGGUGGGCGGCCUCUAUUACAGCGAGGAGAACAAGGAGAACCCGCUGCACUCCUAUUUCCUGCAGUUUGAUCCUCUGGACUGUGAUUGGCUGGGAAUGCCUCCUCUGCCUUCGCCGCGAUGCCUUUUCGGCCUGGGGGAGGCAGAAAAUGCCAUCUACGUCAUCGGAGGCAAGGAGGUAGCAGAAGGCGAGAGGUCCCUGGACACUGUGAUGUGCUACGAUCGACACACAUUUAAAUGGGGAGAAUCAGACCCACUUCCGUAUGACGUGUAUGGUCACUGUGUGGUUUCUCAGAACGCACUGGUGUACGUAAUAGGAGGGAAGGGAAAAGACAAGAAGUGCUUGAACAAAAUGUGUGUGUAUAACCCCGAGAGGUUCGAGUGGAAGGAGCUGGCCCCCAUGAAGACAGCCCGCUCCUUGUUUGGAGCGACAGUCUACAAAGACAAAAUCUGGGUGGCCGCAGGAGUCACUGACAGUGGGCUGACUGGGAGCAUCGAGGUGUACGAUACAGCCACAGACAAGUGGGAAGAAGGCAUGGCGUUUCCCCAGGAGCGGAGCUCCCUCAGCCUGGUCACCCUGUCGAACUGUCUCUAUGCCAUUGGCGGCUUCGCCAUGAUGGAAUCUGAAUCCGGGGAUCUCAUCCCGACCGAGAUAAAUGACAUAUGGAAGUAUAACGAUGACAAGAAGGAAUGGUUUGGUGUCCUCCGCGAGAUUCCUUACGCUGCAACGGCAACCUUCCUUCCAGUUCGACUAAAUAUUUUACGGCUGAACAAGCUAUAACGGCAAAGACUGUGGUGUUGGCAUUGAGGGAUGUGGAAAGGGUACGAGGUAUUAUACUUGUAACCAAACAAUGGAAGAUGGGAAUUUAUGUAUUCUUUAUAAAGAAUUUGUCAAACUAUUGUUAAUAAUGAUUUAUUAUGUAAUUAAAUUUCCAAAAAAACUUAGUUCUGUUCAUUUGAGUGAUUCAUACCAGCAAAGUUCUCAUGAUGAUGUAAAUUAAAUUAUCUUUUAAAAAUAGAUUAAUGUUUAUCCAUAAAGUAGAUUUGUUAAAUAUGAAUGUAAGAAAUAGGAUCAGGAGUCGACCAUCUGGCCCAUUGAACAUUCUCUGCCUUUCAAUGAGAUCAGAGCUGAUCUGGCCAUGGACUCAGCUCCACCUCCCUUACAUUUCCCCAUAACCCGUAAUGCCUCUGCUAUAUAGAACUCUGUCAGACUGUGUCUUAAGUAUAUUUAACGAGGUAGCCUGUAUUGCUUCACUGGGCAGAGAAUUUUACAGAUUCACCACUCUCUGGGAAAAGCAGUUUCUCCUCAUCCCCCUCCUAAAUCUAUUCCCCUGAAUUCUAAGACGGUCCCCUAAUUCUAGUCUCACCUACUGGUGGAAACAACUUUUCUGUCUCUAUCUUAUGUAUAUCCCUUUCAUAAUUUUAUGUUUCUAAAAGAUCCCCUCUCAGUCGUCUUUGUUAGAUGUUAUUAGAGGAACAAUUCUUUGUUAAUACCAGGAUACUACCAAUAUUACUAAGGUCAGAUCAGAAUCAGGUUUAUCAUCACCGGCAUGCAUCAUGAAAUUUGUUAAUUUAACUGCAGCAGUACAAUGCAAUACAUGGCAAUAUAGAAAUAAAAAAACAAUAAAAUAAGUAAA
Messenger RNA from Mobula hypostoma (lesser devil ray), 2787 nucleotides. It is a transcript of the gene klhl40b, whose product is annotated as kelch-like family member 40b. The transcript has 6 exons. The record is from RefSeq and is a predicted model, not a curated record. Lineage: Eukaryota; Metazoa; Chordata; Chondrichthyes; Myliobatiformes; Myliobatidae. The coding region runs from base 60 to 1931 and encodes 623 amino acids. Gene Ontology annotation, molecular function: protein binding.